AUGGCUUUGACUCUAGUAUCUCAAUCCUCUGGGGUACCACUGUCGCCUGCAAAGCAGCUCAAUGAGGCGGUUGAUGAUUUCCAGAGAAUCCUGACAGAGGACCAAUGGACGGCGCUCAAAAAAAUAAAAUCCAUCCCCGACGCCGAUGCCGUGCUCGUGUUCACCGCGCAGCUUGACUCGAGUCAACACGGGCGCGGGCGCAGCAUCGCUACCCGGCUGCAUUCCGUCCUUCAGUCUGUGCGAGAAUUCUCUGCAGUCAUCGGCACGUUCGUCUCAUCAAACCCAGAGAUAGCUGCUCUGAUCUGGGGAAGC
Molecule: messenger RNA, 312 nt
Organism: Chaetomium strumarium
Lineage: Eukaryota; Fungi; Ascomycota; Sordariomycetes; Sordariales; Chaetomiaceae
Exons: 1
Source: RefSeq, a predicted model, not a curated record